This is a messenger RNA of Myotis daubentonii (Daubenton's bat), 1924 nucleotides long. It is a transcript of the gene KCNIP1, whose product is annotated as potassium voltage-gated channel interacting protein 1. Gene Ontology annotation, molecular function: calcium ion binding; potassium channel regulator activity; transmembrane transporter binding. Gene Ontology annotation, cellular component: voltage-gated potassium channel complex. Gene Ontology annotation, biological process: regulation of potassium ion transmembrane transport. NCBI's taxonomy places the organism in Eukaryota, Metazoa, Chordata, Mammalia, Chiroptera, Vespertilionidae. The record is from RefSeq and is a predicted model, not a curated record.
UCAUUCAUGAUCAGUACGCGGCCCCCAGAGACCCAGCCCGCGCGCCGGGAGGGGAGCCCAGCGUGCGGCAGGAGGGGCGGGCGGACCGCGGCUCCCGCACCACACGCGGCGCUGGCUGGGUAGCCUCGCAGGCGGGCGCCUGCCCCGUGUCCAGUGCCAGGCAGGCUCCGCCGUGGUCUGCCCGGAGCGAAGGAAGCAGCCGGGCGGGUUCCGAGGGCUCGCCGCCGCCGGGAGCCAGUGGCCCUGUGCGUCCGUGCAUGUGCGGGGCUGAAAGGAACGGCUCCCAGCGCCUGGCCCGCGCUCGCUCGCUGAAUACCAAGCUGCCAGCCAGCUGCCGCGGGUGCUUCCCUUCUCCGCCAAUUCGGAGUGGAGGAUCCACACUGAUUUCUUCCCAGGGGAGGGGAGGGGCAGGGCCCGGGGUCCCAACUCAAGUCUUGGCUGCCAUGGGGGCCGUCAUGGGCACCUUCUCAUCUCUGCAAACCAAACAAAGGCGAACCUCCAAAGACAUCGCCUGGUGGUAUUACCAGUAUCAGAGAGAUAAGAUUGAAGACGAGCUGGAGAUGACCAUGGUUUGCCACCGGCCCGAGGGCCUGGAGCAGCUGGAGGCCCAGACGAACUUCACCAAGAGGGAGCUGCAGGUCCUCUAUCGGGGCUUCAAAAACGAGUGCCCGAGUGGUGUGGUCAAUGAAGAAACAUUCAAGCAGAUCUACGCACAGUUCUUCCCUCAUGGAGAUGCCAGCACGUACGCCCAUUACCUCUUCCACGCCUUUGACACCACCCAGACCGGCUCCGUGAAGUUCGAGGACUUCGUAACCGCUCUGUCGAUUCUGCUGAGAGGAACCGUCCAUGAGAAGCUAAGGUGGACAUUUAACUUGUAUGACAUCAAUAAGGAUGGAUACAUAAACAAAGAGGAGAUGAUGGACAUCGUCAAGGCCAUCUACGACAUGAUGGGGAAAUACACGCACCCCGUGCUCAGGGAGGACACCCCCAGGCAGCACGUGGACGUCUUCUUCCAGAAAAUGGACAAAAAUAAAGACGGGAUCGUGACGUUAGAUGAAUUUCUCGAAUCCUGUCAGGAGGAUGACAACAUCAUGAGGUCCCUCCAGCUAUUCCAAAACGUCAUGUAACUGCGGACACAGCCACCCGGCUCUCAGAGACACUGGGCUAAACCACCAACCUAACACCUUGAUCUGCCCUCCUGGCUUUCCACUGACUCCGGGACAGAAACACCUUCUGUCCUUGGGAAGAAUUCUCCGCCGAAGACUUCCUGUGGAGCCCAGCAUCCCGUGGACCGGUCUCUGAUGGCCAGCUCUUCCUCCUCCCUCUUCCUGAGAGAGACAAGAUGAAAUUGGAAGCAUGCUCAUCUCGUCACACCGCCGCCCCGGGGAAGGCCCCUCUGCCUGAGCUUAGACUGUACUGCACACGUGUGUGUCUGCUUGCGCGCCCCCGCCCUCUGCUUACAGUGCAGCAGACCUCGAUGUGUCUGGAAGCAAGGUGACCUGAACCAAAUGCCCUCCAUCCUCUGAUGGCCUCCCAAACCAAUGUGCCUGUUUCCCUCCCUUUGGUGGGAAGAAUGAGCGUUCUUCGGAAUGAUGUGAAUCUACGGUGACUGGCGUGGGAGGGCCAGCACCUGACCUGUGGAGGGCAGGACUGAGUUAUUGAGCAUGGCAUUGUCUGACGACCCAAACCGCCCCUUCCUUCUGUUCCUGGAGGCAAGGACCAGUAAUCCUCUCUCACUGGCAUCUGUGCUGGUCGGACCCAUCCCUUAAGAGCCCAGGAAGGGAGCCGACACCCAGAGGUCCAUGUCUCCACUCCAUCUCCUGCUACAGCCCAGCACUGCAUGUCCCUGCCAGAAAGCCUGCAAAUCACUGUAAUUUUAUACCAUCUUCUAACCAAUAAACAGAAGUAUUUCUUACACUCUUAA